Molecule: messenger RNA, 2307 nt
Organism: Chondrus crispus (carragheen)
Lineage: Eukaryota; Rhodophyta; Florideophyceae; Gigartinales; Gigartinaceae
Product: putative DNA helicase
Exons: 4
Coding region: 1213-2307 (364 amino acids)
Source: RefSeq, a predicted model, not a curated record
AUGUGGCAGAAGCAAGAAGGCAGCAAAAAAACGCGCGUACAAGAGCAAGAAGAGCGUAAGAGUCUGAAUCUGACGCUCAAGCACGUCGUGAGGCGGGUUGGGCCCGUGCCAGAACGCAGAGGGAGCAACAAACCGAAUCUCAGACGGAAGCGCGUCGACAGACCAACCAGGAACGUACUGCAGCACGAAGAGCAGCAGAGACUCCUGAGCAGCGCGAAGAGCGUCUCUGUCAAAACAGGGAAAGAGCCAGGGCGCGCAGAGCCCGUCAAGCACGGACAGAGAGUCCCAGAGAGUCUGCAGAGUGCCAAGCAGCAACAGAAUGUGCCCAUGCCUCCAAUCGAGCAUCUUUGCAACGCAGGAGACAAGCUGAGAACACUCCAGGUCGCAUAAAUGGUGAGCAGCUCGGCUGCAAGGGCCAUGCUUUCCACAUGCUGUGAGAAGGGCAAGCUGUCUCUGCCCCUUCUCCCUGACCCGACAGCACUUCUGGGCUCUCUCAUCGACGAUACUCCAAGGUCCCGCCGCUUCCAUAAGAACAUUCGAGCACACAAUGCAGCACUGUCUAUGGCGUCCGUAGUUGCCAAAUGGAUGAACAGAGGGCCCGGUCCUUCUAACUUUAACCCCACAAUGACGAUGCAGGGCGAGAUGUAAAUGGGUCCCAUGGUGCCAUACGACGGGCGGGCGCCUGCCUAUGCUUCCGUUUACAUUCACGACACUGACUACGCUACCCGGACGCGCACAAGACUUGGAAACUCUACACGACUGGAAGAGGAACUCAUGACGCAACUGACACACAUGCUGCAAGAAUGCAAACCCUACGUGCAGACAUUUCUGUGUAUGCGUGAAUGGGCACAAUCUACUCAUAACAACACUCCAGCCGCGUACCAGAUGGUGAUCCAUGCCGACCGCAGGCCAAGUCAUGGGCACGUGUGCCGGUACAAUGGUCCCGAAGCUUCUAAAGUGGCUGCAUUGAUCCCUGGAAAUGAAGACGGAGAGAUUGGGCGAAGAGAUAUAGUCGUGUGCAGGCGUGGGAUUCUGAAUAAUAACGGGAACGAAGUGCUGGAUCCGAUUUCAGUCAGUCAUCGUGCAUACGAUCCAUUGAGUUACGUGCUUUUGUUUCCGAACGGUAGAGAUGGAUGGUAUUCAGAGCUUCGAUUCUCCAUUGAGGACGACGGCAGACGUAACAAGAUAACUCCGAUGAUGUUCUACGGAUAGAUGAAGGAUCUCAUGUCCUUGGUCAUCAACGAGGAAAUGUUCGGAACCGUCGUUUCCCAUGUACGAGUCAUAGAAUUUCAGAAACGCGGUCUCCCUCACGCUCACGUUGUAGUUUUCCUAGAUGGGGUCUCCAAGAAUGAUCUGCGUAAUCCCGAAAACGUCGACCGCAUUACCUCUGCCCAGAUCUCGUCUUCCGAAGAUCCAGAACUCCAAGAGGUCGUGCUCAAGCAUAUGAUUCACAACCCAUGUGGAGAACACAAUCCAACAGCCGUGUGUAUGGGCGAGCAGUACUGCAAGAAAAGGUUUCCAAAAUCAUUCAAAAACGAAAUCAGCCAGUCCGAGAGUGAGUACUACAUCACGUAUCGCAGAAGGUCCCCCUCCGCAGGUAGGGUCUCCAUCGAGAGGCCCUCCGGCAUUGGCCGACGACAGAUAUCCGUCGUAGUCGACAACUCCUGGGUCGUUCCCCGCAGUCCUCCGCUCCUACGAUCGUUCGCAUGCCAUUUGAAUGUGGAACUCUGCGUGUCACGCGUUGGCGGAAUCAAAUACCUCUUGAAGUGUGUGUGUAAGGGACAAGACCGAGUGACAAUGGAAAUCACUGCCGAAAACGAGUGCUACGACGAGAUCUCCAACUUUCAAGAUGUCAGAUACGUGUCUGCAUCGGAGGCCGCAUGGGGGUUAUUCUCCUUUGACAUUGUUGAUCGCAAUCCUCCAGUGGUCAGACUUGCAGUUCAUCUGCCCAACCACCAUACGGUGUACUUUGAGGAAGGACGAGAGCAGGAGGCGGCGCUUCAACCGGCAUCAGGUACGAAGCUGACCGAGUGGUUUAAAGCCAACGAACAGUACCCAAGCGCGAGGCAUAUUCGGUACCACAAGUUUCCAAAGUACUUUACGUGGAAGACAAGCCGCAAGUCAUGGAGUCCAAGAGCAUCUCUGCGAAGACGCAUCGCCAGCAGCGAAGAGGAAGCCUACGAUUUCAGUGGUGCAGGCGCCAACGUAGUCCGUCGAAUCUAUAGUGUCAGUCCGAGGGAGGGUGAGCGCUACUUUCUUCGCCUCCUCCUCACACAAGUGCCAGGGGCAACAUCUUUCGAGAACUAG